AUGCAAAGUCUAUGUGAUGAAGAUGCCAAGAAUAUUCUCCAAUUCAAACAGUUAGUGGGCGAACUUUCAAAUGAGAUUGGCUUAAUUCCAUCGGUGAAGCUUGCGAAACUGAGGUCAAUCGUAUCAGAAUUAUGUUUAUCUAAAGUUGAUAGUAACCUCAAAAAAAUGGUAGACUUACUAUUUAACAUGGUUUUGGAGGCUCUAAACAAUUCUUUCAAGGAAUAUAUUCGUCUAUCCAAAAGUGAACAACAGUCAGCUAGUGACAUUUAUUUCCAACUAGUUGAUCAUAUUUAUUAUGUUUCGACUGGAUUGUGCCCUCUAGUCUAUCAGGUCAAAAGUCGGGAAUGGUUUAUAACGGCUUUGAGGGAAUGUAUCAUAUCAUUUGAACCUACCGAAGAUAAGCUGAAUUUGAAUUUACUGUAUAAGGAGUUAUAUCAAAACUACGUCAACGACAAUUCUUCUAAAAGCUUUUGGAAAUUUAAAACAAUUAAAGAGUUAAUAGAACAAAUAAUUUCAGAUGAUAUGAACAAUGGAAAUUUUAAAUCUUACCCUAUAUUGGAGGACCUUAUACGGUAUUGCAGUAGUUUCUUUGAGAAAUACCUUCGAAGUGUCAAGUCAUCCAAGAAAGGUAAUUUUUUCGACAUUUUAAAAAUAUGGCGAAGAACUCUGCAAGUUAUGGAAUUAUUUGGGGAUGCUGUGGAGGAUGAGGUGAGGAAAAAAAACUUGAAAUUAAUUAUAACUGAUUUAGAAUUUAUGUUUGACAGCCUCAGAGGUGUGAGGCUUCAAAAUAAUUUCCUUGACAUUGUUUCUUUGAACGUUUCCAAACUCAGCUUGCAAGCAAAUUAUGAAAAAAUAUUUCUCAGAGAAAGAAGGAUAAAGUAUGAUGAGGAUGAUUUGAAUAAUUUUGUUGAUCAGGUGUAUCUGACAGAUAGUCUUCUAGAACCACAAACUACUGAACUCAUGAGAUCUUUGAAGACUAAAUUGCGAAAUCAGUUCAAAGCCGAAAUCAAAGAUAUUGACAAAUACCAUUUACAUUUGUCAAGAUUCCUACAAAGGCUGUUAAAGCCUUUUUCGUAUCCUGAUAAUCAAAAAACACGACUCCUUCACUGUGAUAGAAGAACUGAAACAAUCAUUCCAAUUCUUCUUUUUUAUACCCCGGAACUAGGGCCAUUUAUAGAAAAGCAUUAUUUCCCAAUGCUAAUGCGUCGUUUGCUGAUAGCUAAUACUAGCUUCCUAGAUUCUUUCAAUCAUCCUUCUAAUUUUGAAAGUAUAUUAUGUAAUAACCUUCCCCCUGAUUUACAAAGAAAGAUGAGGCAUAUUUUAAAUGUCAUCUCGGCUGAAAUAGAGGCAUCAAAUAACGUUCCUAGAAAUGGCCAAAUGAUUACUUCAACUUUUUUUUUUAACCAACGUUUAUUCGAUUUCGAGCUGCCUUGUAGUGCGCCCAUUUGGAUUAACUCAGACCUGAAAAAACAAUGGAACUACAAAAUAGAAAAACUAAAAACAGAGGGUAAGAUACUUCGUAAUACAGGUUUGCAUUUUAUAGAAAUGGGUAGUCCUUUUCUAGAUGAGCGAGGACGGGAAAUUACCAUCAAACUUAGCCAUAGCGCAGCUGCAGUUUUAAAUGUUUUUAACGACAUAGAAGAAAUCACAAUUCCAGAUUUACUAAACCGAUUGGAUGUAACGAAAGGUCAGAAGACAAAUUUUAAUAAAUCACUGGAAGCUUUGAUAGGAAGCGGACUUCUGUUGCGUAAUGGUAAUAAAAUCACUUACAAUAAAGACUAUAUUCCUAAUGAUCUUGUAAAAAAGACAGGUAUUUUGAAACUUUAA
Molecule: messenger RNA, 1827 nt
Organism: Kazachstania africana CBS 2517
Lineage: Eukaryota; Fungi; Ascomycota; Saccharomycetes; Saccharomycetales; Saccharomycetaceae
Exons: 1
Coding region: 1-1827 (608 amino acids)
Source: RefSeq, a predicted model, not a curated record